AUGCUGUCUGUAUUUCAAAAUAAUAAACAGCGUUCAGGAAAUGAACUAAAAAGAAGUAUAUCCAAGCCUAUGAAGAAAGAGGCAUUAUCUCGUACAGUUAGCCAUGAAAUUACUUUAGAGACUAAAAAAAAUAAGUAUAUGACAUCGAGAAACUACAAUCCAAACUUAAUUAAAUUAUACACAGUUACAAAAUCUUUCACUCCGACAGAGCCUUUUAUGUAUACAAACAAUAGAAUGUGUCCAUUUAUUUCGGUUCAAAAGGAAUCAAUUGUGCAAAUUAUUUCCUAUGAAGAUAAUGAUAUGUGUUAUAUUAGACUAGUAGAUCAGUUAGGACAGGGAUUAGUGCCGGUUUCUCAUUUAAAGGAAGAUAAAGAUCUUAAUAGAAUGAUCCCUUGUCCUGUAGCAAGAACAAAUACAUUGGUAAACAUGACACCUCCAACAUCUCCAUCAACAUUAACAUCGAAUACCUUCUCAAUUGGUUCAAGUUCACGUUCCACAAGUGCAUCAUCCUCUCAAAGAUCAAGUGAAGACGUUUCUGUUCAAUCAUGUAAAUUAAUUUCAGUCGACAUUGUAGAGAAGAGAGUACAGUAUACUUUAAAUUUAAGAUUAGCCAAUAACGGUGAAAACAUAGUACACCGUUACUAUGGCCAAUUCUACAAAUUACAUACAAAACUUUUAUCCAUUGGAUCAAAUUACAAUGAAAUCAAGUUACCAUCGUUACCACAUCCUUUACCAUUUACCGGAUCAUUAGAACAUAAUUCAACUUUAAUUAAUGACAGAGUCCAAGAGUUUAAUGAUUAUCUGGCGAAUCUAUUAGAUAACAUAUUAAAUUCAUCUUCAAUAGUUUUAAAAGACUUAAUAAAUAAUUGGUUCAUUCAUGGCACUGUUGAUGUCCCAUCAAGACCAAAUAUCAUUAAGAUAAAGAUUAAUUAUAACGGAGACUGUUAUGCUUCAAAAGCAGUCGAAAAUGAUGUCAAUAAUAUCUAUAAAUUACAUAAUGUAAUUUGUGACAAAAUUAAGUACCACGGUAAUGGAAAUCUUGUAAUUACUGCAAAAGUCGAUGGUUGGUAUAUAAUCGACUUAACAAACGAUGAAGUAUACUUAAAUGUAUUACAAAAAGCACAAGAAACUCAUAGACUAUUAUUAGAUGUAACUAUUAAUUGA
Vanderwaltozyma polyspora DSM 70294 is the source of this 1164-nucleotide messenger RNA. RefSeq names its product PX domain-containing protein. Gene Ontology annotation, molecular function: phosphatidylinositol binding. The record is from RefSeq and is a predicted model, not a curated record. The transcript has a single exon. The coding region runs from base 1 to 1164 and encodes 387 amino acids. NCBI's taxonomy places the organism in Eukaryota, Fungi, Ascomycota, Saccharomycetes, Saccharomycetales, Saccharomycetaceae.